Molecule: messenger RNA, 1421 nt
Organism: Fukomys damarensis (Damara mole-rat)
Lineage: Eukaryota; Metazoa; Chordata; Mammalia; Rodentia; Bathyergidae
Gene: Fgf17
Product: fibroblast growth factor 17
Exons: 7
Coding region: 145-897 (250 amino acids)
Biological process (GO): animal organ morphogenesis; positive regulation of cell population proliferation; positive regulation of protein phosphorylation
Cellular component (GO): cytoplasm
Molecular function (GO): growth factor activity; type 2 fibroblast growth factor receptor binding; type 1 fibroblast growth factor receptor binding
Source: RefSeq, a predicted model, not a curated record
CCCAGGGGGACAAGAAGGCGCCGUCCAUCACCAUCGCCACGCUGAAGGCCUCUGUCCUGCCCAUGGCCUAGCUACUCAGGAGGCUGAGGCAGGAGGAUUGCUGGAGCCCAGGAGUGCAAGACCACCUGAACAAUACAGUGAGACAUGCAUCUCAAAACGGAAAAUUUGGAAAGCUUGGAAAAGUAUAAAAGGCAACCAGUACCUUCCUGUCCUGUGACAGGUGGCCAUGGCGGGCGUCACGCUUUCUCCCCCAGUCACAUUCCAGCUGCGGGCCGGCUCGGGCCCUGUGUUCCUCAGUGGCCAGGAGUGUUACGGUGCCUGCAGCUGUUGAUUCUCUGCUGCCAGACGCAGUACGUGAGGGACCAGGGUGCCAUGACCGACCAGCUGAGCAGGCGGCAGAUCCGCGAGUACCAGCUCUACAGUCGGACCAGCGGCAAGCACGUGCAGGUCACCGGGCGUCGCAUCUCUGCCACUGCCGAGGAUGGCAACAAGUUUGCCAAGCUCAUAGUGGAGACGGACACAUUUGGCAGCCGGGUGCGCAUCAAGGGGGCAGAGAGCGAGAAGUACAUCUGUAUGAACAAGAAAGGCAAGCUCAUCGGGAAGCCCAGUGGGAAGAGCAAGGAUUGCGUGUUCACAGAGAUCGUGCUGGAGAACAACUACACAGCCUUCCAGAACGCCCGGCACGAAGGCUGGUUCAUGGCCUUCACGCGGCAGGGGCGGCCCCGCCAGGCCUCCCGAAGCCGCCAGAACCAACGAGAAGCUCACUUCAUCAAGCGCCUCUACCAGGGCCAGCUGCCUUUCCCCAACCACGCGGAGAGGCAGAAGCAAUUCGAGUUUGUGGGCUCGGCCCCCACCGGCAGGACCAAGCGCACUCGGGGGCCGCAGCCCCUCACGUAGUGGCCAGCGGGGAGGCCGGGCCAGCUGCCUUCCCAGCCCUUCCCUUCCUGAUCCAAAGACUGGGCUGGGGUGGAGGGAGGGGAGUCAGACACCCCUGCAAGGACCCUGAGGACACAAAGCACCAGAGCCCCAGCUGGUGAGGGACAGGACUGCUCACCCUGGGCUGGCAACACACACUGGAAUAGGCCCUCUCCUGCCGGCAAGGGGCCAACCUGGGGACAGGAGCCAUUGCCACCCUGAUCUCAAACUCCAGCCUCCCUCCAGGCUGUCUGGCUGGCCUAAAGAGCUGGACCGGUCAGCAGAUUCGAGGCCUUGCAGACACCAUCUGCAGGUGUCUGUCCUCUAAUCCUGAUCCCCAAAUCUCCCUGUCUGUCCCCAGGGCCCAAACUACUCCAGGCCAGAUACACCUAGGAAGGGACUUUUUGUUUUGAUUCCAGAAAACGACAAAAAACAAAAGGGCUGGCCAUUCCCCACGUUCCACGACCCGGGCCCGCACUCCCACCCCAAGCCCCGAAUAAAACCAU